This is a messenger RNA of Podarcis raffonei (Aeolian wall lizard), 1567 nucleotides long. RefSeq names its product dynein axonemal assembly factor 4 (gene DNAAF4). The transcript is spliced from 9 exons. Bases 62 to 1312 code for a protein of 416 amino acids. Gene Ontology annotation, molecular function: nuclear estrogen receptor binding. Gene Ontology annotation, biological process: inner dynein arm assembly; outer dynein arm assembly; heart development. The record is from RefSeq and is a predicted model, not a curated record. Lineage: Eukaryota; Metazoa; Chordata; Lepidosauria; Squamata; Lacertidae.
CUGGAAACCGUUGCUUAGCAGCGGCGAUGCCGCUACGGACGGGGCCCUUAGCAACGGGAUCAUGCCGGUGUGGGUGCGCGACUACAGCUGGGAGCAAACGGCCGAGGCCGUCUACCUGGUCGUCCCCUGGAGGGCCGCCCCGCUCCGCCGCGACGGCAUUUUCUGCGCCGAGCGAUACCUCAAGGUAAAUUCUCCUCCGUUUCUAUUCGAAGCCAUUCUCUACGCUCCUAUAGAUGAUGUCCGCAGUACUGCCAAAAUCGAGAAUGGCUCAGUUUUCUUCACCCUCUAUAAAAAAGAAGCGGCCAUGUGGGAAUCCCUCAUUAUGGAAAAUGGGGACAAGGGAGAAAUGCAGAGAAUCCGAGAGGAUGCUGUGCGCAAAGCACAAGAGGACGCAAAAUCAGAAGCAGAAGCAAAAGCUGCUCAGAAACGAGAGCGCAGCAAGUUUGCUGUGGAGGCCACAAUUAAGCUGGAAGAUGCGGAAAGAGAAAGGAUAGAAGAGCUGAAAGAAAAGGAGCGGAAAAAAGCCACUGAGGAGAUUGAGAAAUGGAAAGAGCAGAACGAGAAACAAAAGAAGAUUCAUUUUCGUCAGCCACAUCAGGAACACAGAAAAACCCCAGUGGAAAGCAAGCAAGAGAAAAAAAGGAAAGUGAAAUCUUCAAGUAGAGGAACAUCCAAGUCAAGUACAACUACAGGAGAUACAGUUUCUGGAAAUAUGUUUUCAGAGAAGCUGAAGGAAGAAUCUAUCCCUGCUCCGCGAUCUGCCAGUAGCAUUGAAAUAAAAUUCACCCCUCGCGUCUUUCCUACAGCUCUCAGAGAAUCCAGGGUUCCAGAAGAGGAGGAGUGGCUAUGUAAGCAAGCAGAGGCUCGCAGAAUCAUAAAUUCAGACAUUGCUGAGCUAGAAGAUUUAAAAGAAGAGGAGAAGAAUCCAGAUUGGUUGAAAGACAAAGGAAAUAAAAUGUUUGCAACGGGAAAUUAUCUUGCUGCUGUCAAUGCCUAUAAUUUGGCAAUUCGUAUCAGUAAUAAGAUUCCAACAUUGUACUUGAAUCGAGCUGCCUGCCACCUUAAGCUGAGAAAUCUACACAAGGCGAUUGAAGAUUCCUCAAAGGCUUUGGAAUUACUGACUCCUCCUGUUCCUGACAAUGCUAAUGCUAGAGUGAAAGCUCAUGUGAGGCGUGGGGCAGCAUUCUGUGGACUGGAAUUGUAUGCUGAAGGUCUCCAAGAUUAUAUUGCUGCUCUCAAGAUCGAGCCCACAAACAAAAAUGUAGAAGAUGAUGCUGAGAAGAUUCGACGCAUAAUUCAAGGAAAUGAAUGAUUCAUGGAGGUGGAGAAUGCAAAUUUGGUGAUCAGCUAUCCUGUCCAUGCUAGUAAUGUUGAUACUUAUCCUUGGAAGAUAUUUUGUUGGUGUAUUAAAUAAGUAGUUGAAUAUUCCUCUUCUUUAGCUCAGGUAUAGUAGUUAACAAAUAGGGGAACAUUUGAGGGCCUUUAUAAGAAUAUAAUAUAAAAUGCUUUCUUAAACUUAGAACACAUUUUUUCUUAUCUUGCACAGUAAACAAAUAGAAAAGCCUAA